GGGGAGGAAGGUCACCGGCGGCAAAGAUGGCGGCGCGCGUGGUCAGGCUCAGGCCGUGGGGCCACUUACCCAGGUUUGGGGGUGCCACUCGCAGGAGUUACAGCAGCGCCGGUUACCCCAAUGUGCCACUCUCCGCCCCUUUGCCGAAUGUCCCCAAUCCCUUAUUCGCCGCAGUCGGUGGGCACGACAAAUACGAAACCAAAAUCACCACCUUGGAGAAUGGGUUGCGGGUGGCGUCUCAGAACAAAUUCGGCCAGUUCUGUACGGUGGGCAUCUUAGUAAAUUCCGGCUCGAGGCACGAGGUGAAGUAUCUCAGCGGCAUUUCCCACUUUCUGGAAAAGUUGGCGUUUUCAUCAACAGCACAGUUUGGCUCAAAGGAUGAAAUCCUCCUGACUCUGGAAAAGCAUGGGGGCAUCUGUGACUGUCAGUCCUCCAGAGACACCACAAUGUUUGCGGUAUCUGCUGAAGUCAAGGGGCUCGAGACUGUGGUCAACCUUCUUGCUGAUGUGGUGCUUCAGCCCAGGUUUACAGAUGAGGAGCUGGAGAUGACGAGGAUGGCUGUUCGUUUCGAAUUGGAGGAUCUGAACAUGAGACCCGACCCUGAACCUCUGCUGACAGAGAUGAUUCACGCGGCUGCUUACAGGAGUAACACCGUGGGGCUGCCCAGGUUCAGCCCCACAGAAAACAUUGACAAGAUUGACCAGACCUUGCUGCAUACGUACCUGCAGAAUUACUACACACCAGACAGGAUCGUGCUGGCGGGGGUCGGCAUGGAGCACGAGAGGCUGGUCGAGUACGCAAGCAAGUACCUGCAGGGUGUAACUCCGUCAUGGGGGACAGGGAAGGUGAUAGACGUGGACCGAUCGAUCGCUCAGUACACGGGAGGAAUAAUCAAGGUGGAGAAGGACAUGAGGGACGUCAGCCUGGGCCCCACCCCAAUCCCGGAGCUGUGUCACAUCAUGAUUGGAUUGGAAAGCUGCUCCUUCCUGGAGGAGGAUUUCAUUCCAUUUGCGGUGCUGAACAUGAUGAUGGGAGGCGGUGGCUCGUUCUCAGCCGGGGGGCCUGGCAAAGGCAUGUUUACACGGCUGUACCUCAACGUCUUAAACAGGCACCACUGGAUGUACAACGCUACCUCAUACCACCACAGCUAUGAAGACACAGGCCUCCUGUGCAUACACGCCAGUGCUGAUCCCAGACAGGUCAGAGAAAUGGUGGAGAUUAUUACUCGGGAGUUUAUUCUGAUGGCCGGGGACGUAGGGGAGAAUGAACUUGAACGGGCAAAGACACAGCUGAAGUCAAUGCUGAUGAUGAAUCUAGAAUCCCGGCCGGUCAUCUUCGAAGACAUUGGACGCCAGGUGUUGGCCACAGAGACCCGGAAGCUUCCUCACGAGCUGUGCAGGCUGAUCAGCAAUGUAAGAGCCAGUGAUAUAAAGAGAGUCACCUCCAAAAUGUUACGCAGCAAAGCAUCGGUGGCGGCUCUGGGAGACCUGUCAGAACUCCCCACCAUGGAGCACAUUCAGCAAGCACUGAGCAGCAAGGACGGCCGGCUGCCCCGCAUCUACCGCUUAUUCCGAUAAACUCGGGGGCAUGAACGCCGAGCGGGUCAGGGGCUCCUUUUUAAACAAAGGCUGUAAAAGCAACCUUUUGUAAUCCUUUAAAAUGAGUGUCUCUCACUUGGUAGCCAUGUCUGUGAGGGGAGGGGGAACAGUCUAUAACUAGGGAAGGGUAUUGCACAGAUUGGUAUUUUUUAUUUUUAAAAUGACCGUUAAAACGAUUAACUGUUGUGUGUGACGAUCGUGAUGGCGACCUCUCUCCGCCACCCCACACUCACAGCAACUGCCUCUGCUUUCUCUCCCUCUUCCUCUCAAAGGUGCGGACCGACCUGGGUCUUAGCCAUGACUUUGACUCAAGAGGCCUGAUAUACUUGGGACUUGGGAGAACAAAAGUGCUACCCACUGAGCCAGGCUAACACCCAAACAACUACAGUACACAAGGGGUUAAUGCCCCUUUUGAGAGGAGUGAAUAAUUUUCAUUCCUUAAGCAACAUAAGCCCCAACAUUGUCUGAUCAGGGCAUGCUGACUGACCCAUGCAGGUACAGAGCAAGUGCAGGUAUUAAUAAUAAUAAUCCUUACACUUGGUACAGUGCCUUUCAUGUUGGGAGGACAUCUUAAAGUGCUUCACAGGAUUUAAUGUAAAGUGUAGUGUCUGUGUGUUUUUGUAAACAAAUGUGACACUUAAUGUCCUAUAAACA
Molecule: messenger RNA, 2252 nt
Organism: Callorhinchus milii (elephant shark)
Lineage: Eukaryota; Metazoa; Chordata; Chondrichthyes; Chimaeriformes; Callorhinchidae
Gene: pmpca
Product: peptidase, mitochondrial processing subunit alpha
Exons: 14
Coding region: 27-1577 (516 amino acids)
Cellular component (GO): mitochondrion
Molecular function (GO): metalloendopeptidase activity; metal ion binding
Source: RefSeq, a predicted model, not a curated record